CUCGUCCGCAUCAAAUUCACGAAUCCGAAUCCCAAGAGAAUUGCUUCUUCCUCUCUCUUUCCUGCUUUGCGGUCUGUAACGAAAGACCAGGAGAAUCCUGAAUCACUUCACAUCCUACGAGAGACAACCGCAAGCCUCCCUUCAGCCAACGUCUUCCGCAUCUCGCCGGGCUGCCCAGCGCUUAUCGUGAAUCCCUCCCACCGCCUCGAUCCCGAUAAACCAUUUUUGCCACCAAUGCGAAGAACACCAGACUUAUAACAUUCUCUGAUCCUUUGUCCUACCACCCUCCCUCCCGUCGGUCCUCGACACCCCUCGAGACCAUCCCAGAACAUGGAACGCCCAGUACAGCCCCGCCCGAUUCGACGGCGGGUCAACGCUCUCCUCUACGUGAGCCAAAGAAUAGGACCAGAACUCCUGCCCUAUCUCCUCCAUAACCCCAACCUGAACCUCCGAGUGAUUUCAGAACUCUCGAAAUCCGAAUUUCAGCAGCAUAUGGCUCCUGGCGUCAGUUUGGACAAUGUACAAUGGAUAGAGAACAAGCCUCAAGAUCCGCAUCGCAACGAAGUCAUGAUGCUGGGCCACCGUCUGGCUAGAUGGGCCGAUUUCAUGUUUCUCGCCAUAGAUGCUGGGAUGAUUUGCUUCAUGCUGAGUGGUUUCACGACCGACGUCCUUCUCCAUGCUCUGAGGUGUUGGGACGUGUCAAAGAGAAUCGAUCUGUUACCUGAGUUGAGCAGGGACCAAUACAGACACCCCAUCUGGAACAGGCAGUUGUCCGAACUGCGAAGAAAGUGGGACUGGGUUCGUGUUCUAUCUCCUGCCAUCUUUGAGUACUCGGAGAAUGGCACGAGUCUGGCUCAGUCGGGAGCAAAUUCGCUGGAUGGGGACGUCACCCCCGAAUUCCGCUGGUCAUGGGCUGGACCGUCGGAGAUGAUCGAGGCCAUUGAGAGUGAAACCCAGUCAGUCCUGCGAGCGACCUGCCUCAAGACAAACUCGGCAUUCCCAGACCUCCCACUGUCCAAAACCACUUCUUCCAAGCCACAGCUGCCCAGUGAGAUUUGGACCAUCAUUCUAGACCACCUAGGUGACUGGGAGCUUGCCACCGCCCUGGGAAUAUUCACACACCUGCCGGUGCCUCACGAAUGGGAGCCGCUCAUACCACAGCCAGGAUCAUCCAAGUCGCCCUCGCUCGAAUAUACCAUCCUCACACAACCAGUGGGCCAGGUCCAAAAAUACUUCACCAACAACGCCUCCUCCAACCCUCCCACCACGUUGUCCCCAAUCGCAACACGGCUGAUCUUCCGCUUCUCCAUGACCGGCCUGCUCACGUACCUGGCUCUCCAACAAAAGGACAUCUUCUGGACCUCCUUUGGUCUGGCCCUUCUCCCGCACAAGGCGUCGCUGAUCUACAAUUCCCCCACGAUCUUGCAGUGGUGGAAAGAUUGUCCAGCCGUGAUCAAGAAGGAAUAUGGCCCUGAAGCCUUGGACGGCGCUUCUCGCGCCGGGUUCGUGGAGGUGCUGGACUGGUGGCUCAAUUCAGGCCUGAAACUCACAUACACCGAAAAGGCUCUGGAGUCGGCCAGUGCUAAGGGCCACGUGGAAGUGCUUGAAUGGUGGAAGGAGAACUCCCAGAAAUUGGCGGGCACCGAUCGCGAAAUGCCGCUCAAGGUCGGCAAGAGCAUCCUUUUGGCGGCGCAGAGCGGCCGGACCAAUUCCAUCGAGUGGUGGGAGACGUCGGGCAUCCCCUACGCCCACGAGGACGGGGUCGCCCGGCUCGCAUCCCAGCACGGCCACGUCCCCGUGCUGGAGCUGUGGUACCGCUUCAAGGGCAGCAAGAUGAUUUUCGACAACCAGGUCCUCGUCGGGGCCACCAAGAACGGCCACGCCGGCGUCCUGCAGUGGUGGAAGGAAAUCAGUCGCAAGACAGGGCUGAGAGUCGAGUACAAGACGUGCGACAUUGAGGAGGCCAUGGAAGAUGCGGUCGGCGGCGGCGGCGAAGGAGAGGUCCGCGAGUGGUGGGCCCGCAACGGCCUGAACCUGGGCGUCGGCACCGGCGAGUGGAUGCGGGUCAAGACUUUGUGAACCGUAGCUAUGGCCCAUGGAGAGGGGGCUGUCGAAAGCGUCAGCAGAAAUACAGGGCGGAAGGGAAAUGUGUCGAUCUUUUCUUCAUCUCGUCGGUUUACGGUUUCCUUUGCCUGGCGUUGGUUUCUGGCUGGUUCGUCCUGGGAGGGAUAUACAUACUUGGACUGGAUUGGAGCGCUGUGCUGUGUUGUGCUGUGUUGUGCUGUGUUGUGCUGUGUUGUGCUGUGUUGUGCUUGCUUG
Cladophialophora immunda is the source of this 2319-nucleotide messenger RNA. RefSeq lists its product as uncharacterized. The record is from RefSeq and is a predicted model, not a curated record. The coding region runs from base 331 to 2079 and encodes 582 amino acids. The transcript has a single exon. Gene Ontology annotation, molecular function: catalytic activity. NCBI's taxonomy places the organism in Eukaryota, Fungi, Ascomycota, Eurotiomycetes, Chaetothyriales, Herpotrichiellaceae.